GUCAAGACCAUAAAACUCCCUUUCAAGGCUUUCCUGGCCAGGGGAGAGGAACAGGUCAAUCUGGUGGUAUAAGAUCGAAGUCGUUCGUUGAAUCAAUGUCCGUCGCGGUAACCAUAGAAACAGUUAAUCUAACGUCACCGAAUGACAAAUGGCCAAAAAGGGACAGACCGCUCAAUUACAGACCGAACUGGGCACGGACGAAGAAUGGGAAAAGUACCUGCAAAAACCGGGACUUCUGGUGAUAGACGUGUAUUCCGAUUGGUGUGGACCAUGUACAGCAAUGCAGGCCAACUUAAAAAAGCUCAAGGUGGAAAUUGGCGGGGACACUCUUCAACUGGCAGUGGCCAAAUGUGAUGGUAUCACUGCAUUGGAAAGGUUCAGAGGGACUAGUGAACCUACUUGGAUGUUAGUUUCGGAGGGCAAAAUGGUCAACUUCUUGUACGGCGCCAACGCACCCAAGCUGAGCCAGGUCAUCACGGACGAACUCAGGCUGCAGAAGAUGGUCGAGGAGGGCAGCUACACCAGAGAGGAGGUGCUGGAGGUAACAGACAGGGCUCCCGACGAGGCCAAGCGAUGGGAGUUGAUCCAGAGCAAGCUCGCCGAGGAGGAGGCCUUGGAAGAGAAGAAGAGGGCGGAAGAGGUGCACCAGAGGCUUCUGAAAGAGUCGGACGCCAUCCUGGAAAACCUCGGCAAUCUGGGGGUGAUGGUGGUCCUGCCCCACGCCAGGGACAAGUACCUGGAUGUGAUGAAAGACCUGAUGAACGAGGCCGGAUUGGUGAUCAGCAUCUCGGAGAAGGCGAAACUGACUAGCGAGCAGAUACAAGGCGUGUCCUACUUCCUCGAGGAAGACCAGAACCUUUUCCUGCCCGAGAAAUCCCUGGAGCACAUGUUCGCUGGUGGCGAUUCGCAGAUCAUGGUGGUGAAGGCCAGCCACGGUACUGCCGACAGAGAAGAUCCGGUGUCUGUGCGAGUCCUGGAAGUGGUGUAUGGCAACAUGAAGCAGCCUCCGGGAGAUCCAGACUGUCCAUAUCAGAAAUUGAUCAAGUAUCCUUCGGUGGAAAACGUUUUGUCGUCUCCAGCUUUGGCUUCCACUUCGCAGGUUUUGGAGGAUCAAAUGGCGGAUGCGUCCAAGUCCAAGUCAGCGAUGGCGCAACCUCCCCCUCCCCCUGCCCCUGAACCUGAAAAGAGUCUCGACGAAGGCAGCGAGGAAGAAGGCUCUGAGGCAGAGAUCGAGAACUACCUCAUAGGUAUCUGGGCGCCGCCCACAAGGAGGAUAUUGUCCAGUUGCUUCAAGAUCCUGUUUCCGCGGAUGGCGGCUCCAAUUUUGAUACCGGAACCACCGCCAAAGCCUCCUUACAUAAGCGUCUGCUACCCCAUCGACAAAAGGUCGAAAAUCCAAGACAUGAUACAAGAAUGGGAGACGGAGAUUGAGAGAUACGGCAUCUUCACCAGCUUCGUACCUGAGGAGGCCCAGCUGGUUGCCAAGUCCUUCAAGAAGUUCGAUAAGGCCGAUGUGCCGAAGACUGGCGAAGAGAAGAUAGUGAUCCAAUUGGCACGUAGAAGAAGCGAGUGUUUAUUGUCCUUCGCUUGUGAAAUUCCAGCCUACAUGAGUCCGAACGUUCACCAAGGAAAGAGAGAAUGCAAGAUUUUCUUCCCAGAGGGUUAUGACGAACCUCCAGAAAUGGAAGAGGAGGGUGAAGAGGAGGACGAAGAAGAGGGAGAAUUCGACGAGGAGUCCAUGGCAGUCGAAUUUGAGGAGAACAAAAUCGUAGAUGAUGCCGGCAUGUUAGAGGAUGUUCCUGCUCCCGAUGAAGCAUCAAUGAUGGAUGAUACUGAGGCUACGGAAGCAAGUGUGGAACCUGAGGCUCCCACUGAAGAAGCCUCCAUCGAUGUGACCCUUACCCGAGACAUAAUGGAGGAAAUCCUCUAUUUUUCGGAUCAGAAGGCCGAACACCUUAUCUUCGAAGAGAACCCCAAGAAGCCCACCCUAGGUGUAACCCUAAAAAGAUCCUCUGAGAACCUUCCAGGAAACGUCAUAGACGACGUUGUGCUCCAGGUGGUGUACGGUAACAGCAGGAAACAUCCCGGUGACGAAGGCUCCCCCAGCAAGAAAUUCCUAAAGGUUGACCCCGACGACAGGACCUUCAUUGGACUCUGGGCUCCGCCAAACACGCGCUGCAAGGCCAUGGCCAUAAAGUUGCUGUUUCCAUCGCUGGGCAAGGCUUACAAACUACCAGAGUUCGAACAUGUUCCAUUGCACGUGGUAAUGGCGUAUGACGCCUUCAAGACAAACGAUCUGAUGGAGCUGUCAAAGCAGCAUCCUGGAGGUGUUAUGAGGUUCGGUUUCUUCGAUUCGGACCAGCCAGCUGAGGCGAAGUUGAUAGCAAAGACGGUUGAGGAGUUCGAGACCAGAAGCGUGCCAGUCAAUUUCGAAGAAAAAAUAAUUCUGCAAAUAUCGAAGGAGAACAAAGAAUGUUUCACAGCUUUUUUGGACAUUGGACCUUCCUACCGCAGUAUAAACGUUGAGAUAGGUGAGAAAGAUAGCUCACUCAUCUUUCCUCCUGGUUACGACGCACCCCUCAAACAGGAACGAGAAGUUUCGAAAAAAUCAAAGAAGAAAAAGACCAAAAUAGUUCAGCAAGUGACCGUGAACAAAGAAGGAGAAGAAGUUAUCGAGACAUUGAUAACAGAUCAAACUGAAGAAAUUGAUGAGCAGAAGACGAACAGUAAGGAAGAUGGAGAUGAAAAUGGUGACGAAGAAUAUGAUGAGGAGGAAGAAGAAAUUAAUAUAGAUACUGAAGACGCUGAAACUGUAGCUGGAGAAGAAAAGGCAACAUCUCCAAUGACAGAAUAGUUAUAAACAUAAUAGAAUAAUAGUAGGUAAUAAUAAUCCAAAAAAGUAUAGGUAAUAAUAAUAUAGCUUCAUUUAGUACCCUAAAGGUUAAAUAUAUUAUCAUAUAGGAAAUAUAUAUAAAUAUUUCAUUCAGGCUUUGG
This is a messenger RNA of Harmonia axyridis, 2994 nucleotides long. RefSeq lists its product as uncharacterized. NCBI's taxonomy places the organism in Eukaryota, Metazoa, Arthropoda, Insecta, Coleoptera, Coccinellidae. The record is from RefSeq and is a predicted model, not a curated record. Bases 149 to 2854 code for a protein of 901 amino acids. The transcript has 10 exons.